GUUCUAUGGUGUAGGAGGAAAAUAUUACAAUGAGUCACCAUCCUCCAGUUUCCUGUAUUCCAAACACUACGAAGAUGUCGAAAGCUAAGAAAGUCAUUGAAGAAGCUCGGGAGAUAAACAAUCCCGAGAUAGAUUUAGUGGAUAAGGGGAUUUCGAACCUAGAGGAGAUACCUGGGUUGUUCACACUUGCCAACAUCACUCGUCUAUCCCUAAGCCACAACAAGAUUUCAACCGUCCCGGCCGCUCUCGCCAACUUGAUGAACUUGGAGAUCCUGAACCUCGCCAACAACCAGAUCGAGGAAUUGCCCGUCAGCCUAUCUUCAUUACCCAAGCUCCGGAUCCUCAAUGUAUCGCUUAACAGGCUGUAUACACUCCCGAGAGGCUUUGGAGCGUUUCCAGUGCUGGAGAUAUUGGAUCUUACGUACAAUAACUUGAAUGAGAAGACAUUGCCGGGGAAUUUCUACAUGAUGGAGAGCCUUAGGGCUCUGUAUUUGGGUGAUAAUGACUUUGAGCUACUUCCGGCUGAAAUUGGGAACCUUAAGAAUCUACAGAUUCUAUCAAUGCGAGAAAACGACUUGAUUGAGGUGCCUCGCGAGUUGGGACAGCUGACGCGCCUACGUGAGUUGCAUCUACAAGGCAACCGCCUUGUCGUACUGCCGCCCGAAAUAGGAAGCAUGGACCUAGCCAGCAACAAGUCCGUACUCCGCCUAGAGGGAAACUUCUGGGUGCCACCAAUCGAGGACCAGCUCAAGUUAGGUCCCAGCCACGUCCUAGACUACCUGAAGUCUGAGACCUACCGUGUAUUAUACUCCAGGCACGUGUCGGCUCGCCCGCCGCCGCCGCCUCAGACGCUGGAUAAGAGCAAGAAGGCUAGUCGUGCUAGGUCUUAAAACGUUUCUAACACG
Cydia amplana is the source of this 905-nucleotide messenger RNA. It is a transcript of the gene ics, whose product is annotated as ras suppressor protein 1. Lineage: Eukaryota; Metazoa; Arthropoda; Insecta; Lepidoptera; Tortricidae. The transcript is spliced from 4 exons. Gene Ontology annotation, molecular function: protein binding. Bases 30 to 890 code for a protein of 286 amino acids. The record is from RefSeq and is a predicted model, not a curated record.